This is a messenger RNA of Limulus polyphemus (Atlantic horseshoe crab), 2043 nucleotides long. RefSeq names its product BTB/POZ domain-containing protein 7-like. The coding region runs from base 781 to 2043 and encodes 420 amino acids. The transcript has a single exon. The record is from RefSeq and is a predicted model, not a curated record. Gene Ontology annotation, biological process: morphogenesis of a branching epithelium. NCBI's taxonomy places the organism in Eukaryota, Metazoa, Arthropoda, Merostomata, Xiphosura, Limulidae. Gene Ontology annotation, molecular function: protein binding.
UAAAAGUCAGUGUUAGAAAGUACUGUUACAAAACUAUCAAUUUAUUUUGAAGUAGUUAGUUAAUUUCAGAACUCUUUAGUGUAUAAGUUACCCAUUUGUUUUGGAUAAAAGUAGUGGUAUUAUUACAAUUAAGUUUCAGUAUUCAUUGUCAAAUACUUAGAAAAUGUCGGAGCCUUAACUUGAUUAUGACUUCUGACUCUUGAGUUAUGUACUAGUCUAUAGUGAUAUAGACUAACGACGUAACGUUACUUAAUUAACUAAACCUUGAAUUUUAAGGUGAACUUCAAAUAGAUAACUUAUGUAGAGUAUAGGACUACUUACGUUCACGAAAAGGCAUUUUCUGCUGCUGUUUGUCAAGUAUUUUCGGCAAUGAUUGCCAACAACUGUUAUUGUUAAUGAAACGAUGAACUGUCACUGUCAUUGUGGUAACAAACACUUCGCCAUCAAGUUCAUGUCUAAAGAAUUCGGUAUACCCAAGACAAAGUGUAAACCCAAGAACGUGUUUCUUUUUCUGUCCUACUUAUAGGUUAUCUUAAGUUAUGAUCACAAUAUUAUUUCUCAACUAGAAACGUGAUUGUCGUAAUUUAUUAAAAUGUAAUAAGUAGUAUUUGAAAGUAGUGUAAUAGUUGUACAUGAUUUUGAAACGUAAAUGUCUAUUGAAGAAAAGUGUAAUUUGUAAAGUGUGUUACUAAGUAACAUCAGUUUCAACCUUAUUUGGAAUUCAAGAGGAUGUAAAGUUAUAGAUAACUUAGAAGAUAAAAUACACCUAGGGCUAUUCUUAUGAACAAAAGUAAGAUGGGGGCAGCAUCAUCUACAGGAUAUCAUUCGUCAGAUUCUAUGUCAUCCAUCCAAACCAAUAGUGAAUCAAGUGCCGUUGUUCCGGGAUCCACCAGUCUCUCUUCAGAUUUAACUCAGAAUUUAGGUGUUCAAGGAGGAGGAACAGGAAAGGAAAAGAAACGUAAAGCAGCACCACUUGUGUUAUCUACUUUAAGAAAACGAUUUAUUAGGAAACGUAGAACAAGUAAAUCUUUUGAUCAUGCUCAGGUUUUUCGUGAAUUUCUGGAAGAAUGGAGUCUUAGAGAUGUUGCAUUACUUGUAGAACAUUAUGAAGCACAAAGUGCAUUAAGGGAACUUGUACUUCAAGCAGAUCUAGCUCGUCCAUCUGCUAGGACUUGUCAACAAGACCUGGGCCUUAUAUUUGAAAGCAAAUUUUCAUCUGAUGUUGACCUUAUAUAUAAAGGAAGGUGUUUUCCUGCACAUAGAGCUAUCUUAUGCAUUAGGUGUCCUUUUUUUCGAGAAAUGUUAUAUGAUCCUCUAUCAUGUGGAAGUCAGAUAGCAAUUGAAAUUGACAUACCUGGUGUUAGCUUGGGCAUGUUUAAUGAAUUACUAAGGUAUCUUUAUACAGGAGAGCUCUCAGUUGGUGACAAGUAUGAAGGAAAUGUUGAUACUUUAAUACAACUAAGUGAACAGUUUGGAAUCCCUAAUCCUCUUAGAGAGGAUAUGAAAUAUUUAAUGACUAGCAAACUCUUUGCUGAUGCUUGUUUGGUGUUUCGUCACUCAUCUGUAAGUUCUCAUAGAAAAGAAAACAGUGCUAUAGCUUCUUACAACUUAACUGGUAAAGUAGGUGUUAGGCAUGGUUUUUCUGCUGGUGAAUACAGAAAUGAACUUGAAGAAGAAAUUCCAUGCCACAAAGUUGUUUUGGCUUCAAGAUCACCAUUUUUUAGAAAUGUGAUUCAACGAUAUCAGAGAAGGUCCAAUGAAAUGAAGGAACCAGCAGUUAUGCGAAUAGUUUUAGAUGAUGCCAUUGUUCCAAAGCGCUAUGCAAAAAUUAUACUUUUUGCUCUCUAUUGUGAUACCUUUGAUUUGUUUUCUCUACUAACUGAAGUGGAAAGAAGUACUCCUACUGUGUGUUCUGAAGGAAACAGUACCCUCAUAGUGCGUAGUUAUCAGCGUUCAGUUAUUGACCAGUUAAUGGAGCUAUAUGAAGUUGCACAGCUUUUAGAAAUUGACUCUCUCUUACAUGGUAAGAUGCAUUUUAAUUGA